Molecule: messenger RNA, 1761 nt
Organism: Aspergillus fijiensis CBS 313.89
Lineage: Eukaryota; Fungi; Ascomycota; Eurotiomycetes; Eurotiales; Aspergillaceae
Exons: 2
Coding region: 1-1761 (586 amino acids)
Source: RefSeq, a predicted model, not a curated record
AUGAAUCAUCAGGCUGCUCAGCUGCUCACCGCCGCACAAGAUGACUCUAACGUGAUCGAUCCAGCUCUGCUCAGUGUCGACCAUUCGAGCUCCGGAAUAUGUGACUGGAUCUCACCCCAGCUGUUGAGCCCUUCUUCCGAGCUGCCUUCUGCCAUUGUAGCAGAGCUGGACCUCCACUGCUCGCACAAUGCAGUGUCGCCAAGUGGGCGAUCAGGCAGCCAUUUACUAUCAGGUCCCUCCCAAAUGGCCACUGUCGCCCCGAACUUCCAUCAGCAGGACGGGCUGAGCGCUUCCUCUUCUGACCGUCUGCGCACAGCCAGAGCAAUGCAUCCCAUCACCGAUCCCUCUACCACAAGUCAUGGUCGACAGCUCCCUCGACGUCGAAGCCGCUACCUUACCCGGCAGUUAGGAGCACAAGCGGGCCCCAUUGUAAUCCCCAAUGCCAGCGGCGAUUGGAACCCGAUGGAAAGGUGGCGGAACUCACCGCCGGAAGAGGAGCCAGCCCUGAUUCCAGAUAUCAUCGAUGCGCUGAAGACGGCCCCCAGUCUACCAGACAGCAUCAGCCAGGGUGCAUCGGGAGGCAGUAGCCAUGCAUUCCGUCAGUAUAGACGAGCCGCAUCGACCACCAGCGGCGAAUCCAGCGCCUCGUCGCGAGACUCCCAGCAAUCCGGCCGCUCGACCUCAUCCGCAGAAGAUCCGCUGGCAGUCCAAGGACGGGGCAGCCGGGUUCGCAAGGGCAAAGCCCCAUCUCGUAAGAGACAGACCACCGCCAAAACCACCAGCUCUACCCACGCGCUGCGCCGCUACUGCUGCACCUUCUGUUGCGACCGCUUCAAGAGCAAGUACGACUGGGCGCGCCACGAGAAAUCCUUGCAUGUCACCCUGGAAGCGUGGUACUGCGCCCCGUUCGGCACGACCGUCCUCUCCUCCACCGCCCCAGAAACCACCCUAUGCGCCUUCUGCGGGGCACCCGACCCGGACAUCGCCCAUCUAAACGACCACGAUGCCACCGCCUGCGAAACCAAACCCGGCACGCGCCGCUCCUUCCGCCGCAAGGACCACCUGAUGCAGCACCUGCGCCUCGUCCACCACAUCCUCCCCACCAAGGGGGGUGGGCCCCCGGGCCUCGAGAGCUGGAAGAUCGGGCAGUCAGCCAUCACCUCGCGCUGCGGGUUCUGCGACACCCGGUUACGCAGCUGGGAGGAGCGCGUCGAGCACCUGGCGGAGCAUUUCCGGUCGGGCCAGACCAUGGCCGACUGGCGCGGCGAGCACGAGUUCCCCGCGGACUUCGCGGCGCUGGUCGCCAACGCCCUGCCACCGUACCUGCUGGGGUCCGAGUCGCUCAGCGUCAUCCCGUUCUCCGCGACCAACUGCGAUGUCCAAGACCACUUCGCGCAGAUCUCGUCCCGGGCGCAGUGGAGCGAGGCUGACCAGCAGGCGGCGCGCGAGAUCGUCGCCCCCGCCGUGCCGAGUGUCGCCCCGCCGCUGCAGGCGAUGGCCCCCGGGGUCGCGCCGGAUCAGCUCAGCUCGUUCACCCAGGUGCUUACCCUGCAUCUGAGCCGGUUUGCCCGCGAGCAGAUGCGGAAGGGGGUCGUGCCCACGGAUGAGAUGUUUCAGCAGGAGUCCCGGCGCGUGCUGUACGAUUCGGAGGACACGUGGAAUCAGACGGUGGCGGAUAAUCCCGAGUGGUUGGCGGCGUUCCGGGGGUUGCAUUGUGAGAACAAUGGGGAAGGGGAGGGGGAGGGGGAUAUCUGGGGAUAG